Microdochium trichocladiopsis is the source of this 1010-nucleotide messenger RNA. RefSeq lists its product as uncharacterized. The record is from RefSeq and is a predicted model, not a curated record. The coding region runs from base 188 to 547 and encodes 119 amino acids. Lineage: Eukaryota; Fungi; Ascomycota; Sordariomycetes; Xylariales; Microdochiaceae. The transcript has a single exon.
GUGUAGGCUGGGACAAGGUCAGUCCACAAGAGGCCUUUGGACUAAACGUCCUUAUAGGUAUACUAGUAGCUCUCCAGUUUGCGAGGCGCUAUAGCUUCCACUUAUCUACGCUGAAUAAAUACCCCAGAGUGCUAGCCAGGAGACGGGCAGGGCGGGGCGGGACGGCAAGGCGGCCGAGUCGAUCGCCAUGAUCAGCGCAGCGUGGGCGCCGCGAGCCGACCGAAGGCCGACCGCGGACCAGGCGUCCAUGGAGCUGUACCUGACCCAGCAGCACUGCUCCCGCACUGUCAUGAGCCAGUUCCUCGACGCGAGACGUGACUGGACGUGGUGCAUGGAGGGCGACGAGCUCUGCGGCGUCUGCCCCCAGCACCACACGGACGAGCGGCCGGUCGAUGUCGAGCUUCGUCUGCCGGCACCGCCCCUACUGUACCAAUACCCUUCUGGAUCAGGUCCGCAACCUGGAUCAGGUCCGCGAAAUGCUUGGUCAGGGUCCGUGCGCACUGGACCAAUGAUGAAAUGGCCUGUGCGUCAAGUCCCUACGCUGUAAUUUCCCCCUGACCGUGAUGCGAUGCGUGAAUGAACACCAACUCAACAUGGAUCCUCAUUGUCCGUUACGUUUUCCAGAAAAGCCCGUGCAGCAUGGAAGAGACACUGUUACAAAACCUCCAGCUUUCCAUCGAUGAAGAUGAAGGGAUCAUUCUCUGCUGUCGACCCGGGUGCCUCUUUGGCCUUUCCGACAAGGCUUCCCAAGUAAACGACCAUCUUCGGGACAAGCUUGUCAUAAAGUGCUGAAAAGUCAACGACAGAGACUGACCCGAUUCUUGCGGAACCGCAAACCUCCCUUUAGGAGUAUAGCCAUGAUCGCUCUUCCGCACCCUUGGUUCCCCGCCGCAGCCGUGACGACCUCUUGCGUGAUCUUGAACUCGUCUCCCCGCUGCUCUAGGAGUAUAGCAAUGAUCGCUCUUCCGCACCCUUGGUUCCCCGCCGCAGCCGUGACGACCUCUUGCGUG